Penicillium riverlandense is the source of this 3672-nucleotide messenger RNA. RefSeq names its product HECT-type E3 ubiquitin-protein ligase. The transcript has 4 exons. Gene Ontology annotation, biological process: ubiquitin-dependent protein catabolic process; protein polyubiquitination. NCBI's taxonomy places the organism in Eukaryota, Fungi, Ascomycota, Eurotiomycetes, Eurotiales, Aspergillaceae. The coding region runs from base 1 to 3672 and encodes 1223 amino acids. The record is from RefSeq and is a predicted model, not a curated record. Gene Ontology annotation, molecular function: protein binding; ubiquitin protein ligase activity.
AUGUUCCAAUCCUUCACCGGCAACGCUCGUCGCCCACGCCAAGUGAACCUCAGCGGUCGCACCACAAACCCCUUUGCUGCAUUCCCAGGUGGCUCCGCGGCUCGACAAACCCCACAUGCCUCGAAUCCUCAAAGCGCAGUCGCAAUUGCGCAGCAAGAACGCCUUGCGAGACAACGGGAGAGGGAGCGGCAGAGUGCCAGCCGGGUUCUCCAGCGGACAUGGCGAGGUUACCAGAGUCGGAUGAGGACACGCGACGUGUGGCGGACGGAGUGGGACAUAACCGAGCGGAGGAGGGCAUCAGCUAUGGAUGUCGACGACUCCGAGGGUGAUCAUCCCAUGUACCUGUCUCGUCGUCCCACACCCUAUGCGACGGCAGAGGAGUGUUUGUCCCAACUCCGGCUGCUUGUGCAGUUUGUGGGAGCGGGACAAAAAACAGACGACGUAGUUCGUCUGAUCUACUUCUCCAGCGCAUUCGAGCAGACAUUUCACUCCCUGCCCACCAUCGCUACAGAGGGGGAAUGGACGGAACUCCUGAAGCGCUUGGCCAGGGCCAUGCUUUACGUCUUAUCCUCCGCUGCUGACAACCCUACUUGCCGGGUCGGAGUGACACCCUUGCUCCGGACGGUCCUAUUUCUCGCUGGGCUGAUUCCGAAGAAAAUGGCAACCAUAGCCAACUACUAUUUCCAUGCCAUGGCAUCCCUGACAGUCAACAUUCAUGUGCUAUCCGCCCAGACGGGGCUGACCCCCGAGGAUAUGCUGGAAGGUGUGCUCGCGAUGCUCCGACCGAUCACCUCAGAGACCAUGACGGCCUAUGAAUCAUUUGCGACAGCGUACCUCACAGUGCCCAACCUUGAGUCAUUCCUUGGAAGACUCGACGGGCUUGCAAGCCAAAUCAAUUAUAAAAUGCUCGCUUCAGCGGUUGGGACUCGUCUCGCCCAAGAGAAAGCGAAGUCUCUCAGCUCUAGUGAUAUUGAACAUCGUCUCUGGCUUCUUGCAUACCUCAUCUUCUUCCACCGAUAUGCCCUGGGCAGCCAGGCGAACCAUCGUGCUCCUGAACUGGAGUUUGUAUCUGUGGUCUCAGAACUGCUCACAUCAACUGCCACUUAUAUCUCCCGACGCAUGGAAAUGGAAGAAGCGUCGGAUUCGGAAGUUGCCUCUGAAGACUAUCUGGACCCAUUUAUCAAGGAUCAACUCAGUGGACUCAUUAACCAGGAGAGUGUGACGGGGUUGCUUUCUCGAAUUCGGUCGUCUCACCUGUCGGAGACAGACCUGGCAAUUAGCGAUUCCGAGGCGUCAAACGAGGCUCGAGUGCUGGCUACCUAUGCAUUGACUUUGCUGAGAGUCUUCCCGCGCCGAGGAGAUGACAUACGGAUGUGGCUGUAUCUCGGCUCGGCGCCUUCGGGUGACCAAAUCUCUGGUCAGCCGGGGGCGAAGAUUCCAGCCAUCAAGUAUUUCUGGCAAGCAUCUCGAUCCAGUCGCAUUUUCCAAACCAUCGGCAAGGAUUCAACAAAAGUUCUCCCAUUAUUGAAACUCGCUGAAGAUACAAAUGGAUUGGGGUCGAUCGAUAAUCUUCGAAAGGAAAGAGAGCAGGAGUGGACAAUCAUACUUCUUUUCCUUGAACUCUACACUUUUGUUUUGAAAGUCAUGGACGACGAUGAGUUCUUUUCUAGUGCAUCCUCCUUUGCUGCGUCAUCAAACGCACAGGCAUCUUGGACAAGAGAGAGUGCCUUGCCCUUGAAGGAUGUGAAGGAGAUGACACUGUUCCUUAAAAACCUUGGCUUCACUCUCUACUGGAACUCCGCCGAUUUGACCGAGAGAGAUCCAGUUGAGCAAAAUGCGGGCGACCUCCGCAGCUACUUCAGCUCCUCGAGGCAACUUCCUGGCGUUACCACCAAAGCCGAUGAGGUAGAAGCGAAGGCCCUUGUCAACAAUCUCCCGGGAGUGACAGAUAUCCCGCUUGACUACUUCAAGGGGCUGGUCACGGGGUUACUUCGAAUGAUACACGAACGAGACUCCCGGCGAAAAUUUCUCCCUCCCAAUCACUGGCUCAUGACGGACCGUUUCGAUAUGGAGGGAUUCAUUCCGGCUGUUGUGGCCGAGGAAGAAAAACGGCAUGAAUUUCAGGAAGACGAAGACGACGAUGCGGAUCUGAUGGAUGACGGGCUGAACGAGGUUCAUGGAUUCGCCGGGACUAGUCACGCCCAACAGGCGAUUCGAAACGAAGCCCUGCGACGCCGUCAACAGCGUGCAGCCCGGGGAAAGGUACUGGCGACUAUCGCUCCUAGACUCGAGAUCUUGCGGAACAUGCCUUUCUUUAUUCCUUUUGCCACCCGUGUGCAAAUCUUUCGUCAAUUCAUUUUUCGUGAUCAGCUCCGUCGCAGACAAGGAUAUGUCGAUCCAGACGCAUGGCGCAUGUCCGUCGCUCAAUCCACUAUGGGACAGAUGUUGAACAACCAACCUGCUGCCAACGAUAUCUUGGCUCGGCAUCAUGCCGACAUUCGGCGGGAGAGUUUGUUUGAAGAUGCGUUUUCCCAAUUCUACGAGUUGGGAGAUGGUCUCAAAGAACCGAUCCAGAUCAGCUUCAUCGACCAAUUUGGGACGAUGGAGGCCGGCAUUGACGGAGGUGGAGUGACUAAAGAGUUCUUGACUAGCGUCACCAACGAAGCCUUCAAAACUGAGACGGAGUCGCCUAUGUUCUCCGAGAAUGACCAUCACUUGCUCUAUCCGAAGCCCACGGCCGUUGAGCAGUGCCGCGCACAACUACGGGCGGCCGGAUUGUCGGAGACCAGUGCCGAGUACUCGGCCGGCAUACGCGCACUCCUCCGUCGUUACGAAUUUCUUGGUCGGAUAAUCGGGAAGUGCCUUUACGAAGGAAUCCUGGUGGAUGUCAACUUCGCUCCGUUCUUCCUCCUGAAAUGGGCGUUGACGGGUGGUACUGGGUCUGCGGUGAAAGAGUCUUCGUACCGCGCGAACCUGAAUGAUCUGAAGGACCUUGAUGAGGGUCUCUACCAGGGCCUUCUGCAACUUAAGAACUACCCUGGGGACGUGGAGGAUUUCGCGCUUGAUUUCACCGUCACGGACACCAUUCCGAUUCCCGGGGCGACGAAUCGCACAGUUACCAAAGAUUUGAUCUCACAGGGCUCGACGACUGCAGUGACAAACAAGAACCGACUAGUGUAUAUAUCCUACAUUGCCCGCUACCGCCUCCAACUCCAGCCCGCUCUCCAAACCAACGCCUUUUUGCAGGGGCUGGGGCAGAUCAUCCAGCCGGCCUGGAUCUCUAUGUUCAACCAAGCCGAGUUGCAAACGCUGGUGAGUGGCGAAACAGGCGACAUUGACGUGGAGGACCUGCGACGCAACACACUGUACGGAGGGGUCUAUACGGUCGGAGAUGAUCUCCAGGAGCACCCGACCAUCCAGCUCUUCUGGGAGGUGAUGCACAAGAUGAGCAACGAGGAGCGUCAGAAGGUGUUGCGGUUUGUGACCUCCACACCCUCGGGCCACCUGAACCCGCGCUUCAGCAUCCGCGACUCCAGCGAGGAUCAGGAGCGGCUCCCUAGCACCAGCACCUGUGUCAAUCUACUCAAGUUACCGCGGUACUCGAAUGCCGAGACGCUGCGAACCAAACUGCUGUAUGCGGUGAGUUCCGGGGCGGGUUUCGAUCUGAGCUAG